Messenger RNA from Capronia epimyces CBS 606.96, 798 nucleotides. RefSeq names its product ADP-ribosylation factor like protein 1. Bases 1 to 798 code for a protein of 265 amino acids. Gene Ontology annotation, biological process: protein localization to organelle; intracellular protein transport; Golgi to plasma membrane protein transport. The transcript is spliced from 2 exons. The record is from RefSeq and is a predicted model, not a curated record. Lineage: Eukaryota; Fungi; Ascomycota; Eurotiomycetes; Chaetothyriales; Herpotrichiellaceae. Gene Ontology annotation, molecular function: GTP binding; GTPase activity. Gene Ontology annotation, cellular component: Golgi apparatus.
AUGUACCAUCUUAUACGAUCAUUAUAUCUCUAUGCAACAAGCAAGCCAGAAUACUCCAUCAUCCUACUCGGCCUCGAUAAUGCAGGCAAAACUACUCUUCUUUCCCAGAUCAAAGCGCUCUAUAAUACAGCGGUCGACCCCGCGGGCCAAACAGGCGAUGCGCCACCUUCAGACACCGCAGGCAACACCGUCCCAACAGUGGGCCAGAACGUUGCGACGAUCGACCUUCCGGACAUGUACUUGAAGAUCUGGGACGUCGGGGGCCAGAUGAGCCUUCGCAGGCUGUGGACAAGUUAUUACAAGAGUGCACAUGCGGUUGUUUUUGUGCUUGACAGCACAGACCUGGGGAAUGGUGAGCUUGACGAUAUGCCCAGGACUCCCGGCUGGCAUGGACGCAAAAAGAGCUUCCUGAACAAGAUGGAUGAUCCCGACGAGCCGGAGACGCCGUGGACGCCAAUGACGCCAAUGACCCCAACCAUGCUGCUGUCCGGGCAGCAUCAGGGACGGCUGGAUGAGUGCAGGGCCGUACUCGAGACUGUGCUCGAUAGCGAGGACACGGCUGGAAUCCCGAUACUGGUACUGGCCAACAAACAAGAUCGCGAAGACUGUCUGGAAGUGGUGAGGAUCAAGGAGGGGUUUGUGCGGAAAGUGUUUGAAGGCGAAAAGGGAGGCAUGGUUCGAGACAGUCGUGUUCUGCCGGUCAGCGCGCUUCGCGGAACUGGAGUGAAAGAGGCGAUUGAGUGGGUUAAGAGUCGGGUUGUGUGGAACAAGGAGAGUCGCCCUCCAGUCAUGAGAUGA